AUCUAAGUUCAGAUGUUCAAGAGUGUUCAUGAGCUGGGCCUAAAUUCCAGCGAACUCGACGUUCUCUUCCUCCGAACCGAAAAUAAACCGAUAGUUAACCCCAAAAAAGUGUCAAUAAACAAUCAGUUAGUAAUAAUUAAUCAAUUAAGUCGUCAGGAUGCCUUAUGCUAAUCAGCCAUCGGUGCAUAUCAGUGAUUUGACUGAGGAAAAUGUCAAAUUCCAGGUGGAGGACACAGAAUUGAGUGUUGCAAACAGCAUGAGACGAGUCUUCAUCGCUGAAACCCCAACCCUAGCCAUUGAUUGGGUCCAGCUGGAGGCGAACUCAACAGUCCUCAGCGACGAGUUCCUCGCCCACAGGAUCGGAAUGAUCCCCUUGAUCAGUGAUGAGGUAGUGGAGAAGAUCCAGUACUCCAGGGACUGCUCGUGCAUGGACUUUUGUCCUGAGUGCAGUGUGGAGUUCACACUCGAUGUGAAGUGCUCUGAGGAGCAGACGAGGCAUGUUACCACUGCUGACCUCAAGUCCAGUGACCCCAGGGUCCUGCCGGUGACGUCCAGACACAGGGAGGAUGAUGCUAGCGAAUAUGGAGAGACUGACGAAAUAUUGAUUGUGAAGCUCAGGAAAGGACAAGAAUUGAAGCUGAGAGCCUAUGCCAAGAAGGGAUUCGGCAAGGAGCAUGCCAAGUGGAAUCCAACAGCCGGUGUCUGCUUCGAGUACGAUCCUGACAACACCAUGCGUCACACCCUCUUCCCGAAGCCCGACGAGUGGCCAAAAUCAGAGUACAGUGAGCUAGAGGAAGAUCAAUACGAAGCCCCAUUCAACUGGGAGGCAAAACCCAACAAGUACUUCUUCAACGUCGAGAGCAGUGGAGCCCUGAAGCCCGAGAACAUCGUCAUGAUGGGAAUUGCUGCACUGAAGAACAAAUUAUCGAAUCUGCAGACGCAAUUGAGCCACGAAGCGCAGAGUGAUGCUCUCAGUAUUCAUCAUUAGUCUUAAUCUAAUAUUUUUCAUUAUUUAAGGAACUGUCUUAAUAAAUUGAAACGAUGGAAAAUAAACUAUUCAGCGAUCUUUUCUACA
Molecule: messenger RNA, 1075 nt
Organism: Diachasma alloeum
Lineage: Eukaryota; Metazoa; Arthropoda; Insecta; Hymenoptera; Braconidae
Gene: RpII33
Product: DNA-directed RNA polymerase II subunit RPB3
Exons: 4
Coding region: 158-988 (276 amino acids)
Biological process (GO): DNA-templated transcription
Cellular component (GO): RNA polymerase II, core complex
Molecular function (GO): DNA-directed RNA polymerase activity; DNA binding; protein dimerization activity
Source: RefSeq, a predicted model, not a curated record